AUGACCAUUCCUUUGUGCAUGACAAACCAGCGGGAUGUGUUAAUAUGGCCGGGCUGUACAAAUGGGGAGUAUUCAGUGAAAUCUGGCUGGGUUAGAACAGAGUAUCCGAAUAUUAAUGAAGUACAGGAACUAAUUAAUCUGAUUGGAGCACAAAAGCAGAGGUUGGAACUAUUUGCGGUAGUGGCUUGGUUUGUUUGGAAUCGCCGGAACAAAAUACGGCUCCAAGAAUCCAGCUUGGACAAGAGCAGAAUUUUCAGUACAGCAGCUCAGUAUCUCUUGGCGUUCCAGUUGAAAUUUCCGGAAAAAAUGGCUAAGUCCCCUGCGAUUGCAACGAAGUGGAGUCCACCAUUGGGCGAGGGGUAUAAAACCAACUAUGAUGGAGCAGUUUUUGAAGAGGCAGGAGAGGCAAGGAUAGGUGUGGUGGUGCGAAACGGAAAUGGCGAAGUACUUGCUGCACUUUCAGAAAAAAUACCUUACCCCGGUACAGUGGAGUUGGUGGAAAUCCUAGCUGCAAGAAGGGCUGUCCAGUUCAUUGUAGAAUUGGGCAUGGCACAGUCAAUAUUUGAAGGAGACUCAAAGAUUGUUUACAAGGCAUUGAAGUCAGGUGAUGUGGGUCACUCCUCAAUUGGUCAGUAUGUGAAAGACAUAAUGUCUAUUCCCGGUUCGAUUCGAACUUUCUCUUUCUCUCAUAUUAGGAGGCAGGGUAAUUGUGUGGCUCAUGCCUUAGCAAAGAGAGCAAGAUUUACAUUUCCAUUGUUAGUCUGGAUGGAGCAUGUUUCACCGGAUGUGAUUCCGUUUGUACUUUCAGAUUUAUAG
Quercus robur (English oak) is the source of this 816-nucleotide messenger RNA. RefSeq lists its product as uncharacterized. The coding region runs from base 1 to 816 and encodes 271 amino acids. Lineage: Eukaryota; Viridiplantae; Streptophyta; Magnoliopsida; Fagales; Fagaceae. Gene Ontology annotation, molecular function: nucleic acid binding; RNA-DNA hybrid ribonuclease activity. The record is from RefSeq and is a predicted model, not a curated record. The transcript is spliced from 2 exons.